Molecule: messenger RNA, 210 nt
Organism: Thelazia callipaeda (thelaziosis nematode)
Lineage: Eukaryota; Metazoa; Nematoda; Chromadorea; Rhabditida; Thelaziidae
Source: the annotation of a GenBank genome assembly
AUGUCUUAUGACUAUUGUUUCUUCCACUUCUUUCGUAUAGUGUUACGCUUACCAACAUACGGUGCUUUUGGUGUUGGAGCAGUGUUGGCAUUAGUUUACAUGACAGAUUGGGAAACUGUGGGACGUCAUAUUCCAAUUUGGAAAUAUCACUUUGAUGACCCAGUUACAGUAAAAAAUGAUACUACUGAUGAAACGUCUUCCUCAACCUAA